This is a messenger RNA of Thamnophis sirtalis, 666 nucleotides long. NCBI's taxonomy places the organism in Eukaryota, Metazoa, Chordata, Lepidosauria, Squamata, Natricidae. The record is from RefSeq and is a predicted model, not a curated record.
GAGCUGAGGCGAAGCGCAGCCCGCCGCCGGUCGGCCCGCCGUUCACCCGCUUUUGGCUUCAGGCCGUCCGGUUAUCCGUCCGGUUAUCCGUCCGGCGGGCGACCCCCGCCCCACACAAAAAAAACAAACCCUCCCUCCGAUUGCUGCAGCCCGCUGCGGGGAUAUGCCAUUACCAUGGCGAGGAGGGUCUCCGCGGGGGCCUGGCUCAGGAAGCCCUACUACGGGCAGGUUCGCUUCUCUUAUAUGCGGAUGAAAUAUCUCUUCUUCUCUUGGCUAGGAGUAUUUAUUGGCAGCUGGAUUAUUUAUGUUCAGUACUCAUCUUACACAGAACUUUGCAGAGGGCAUGACUGUAAGAAAACAAUAUGUGAUAAAUACAAGAGUGGGGUUAUUGAUGGAUCAGCAUGUAGUAGCCUGUGUACAAGACAAACACUUUAUUUCAGAAAAUGUUUGUCAACCCAACCCAACAAUCAGAUGUAUUUAGGAGAAUGGGGUAAUUUGCAAGGAGUUAUAAAAUGCCAGAUGGAAGAAAUUGCUCAUAUUGAUCUUAGAACUGAACUAGAACCAAGGAAACAAACAACUCUGUUUGAUAAACCAACUAGAGGAACUACUGUUCAAAAAUUCAAAGAGAUGGUCUAUGNAGGGGUGUCUUCUCCCCCUCCCCCCUAG